Molecule: messenger RNA, 2276 nt
Organism: Gadus morhua (Atlantic cod)
Lineage: Eukaryota; Metazoa; Chordata; Actinopteri; Gadiformes; Gadidae
Gene: nudt13
Product: nudix (nucleoside diphosphate linked moiety X)-type motif 13
Exons: 9
Coding region: 493-1527 (344 amino acids)
Molecular function (GO): hydrolase activity; metal ion binding
Source: RefSeq, a predicted model, not a curated record
GCCUCUACUGAGUUUGCGCGAGUGUAAAGGCGUUAUGUAUGAGCUGCACAUAGGCUACAGCACCCAGAACCAGGAGUGUAGUGUCCGAUAUCGCUUCUAACAGACAAGUUAACUUUUGAAGAUAAUCUUGAGCAAAUUAAUCAUUGGACGAAGUAAAAGUGUGAGAACACACGCAGCGGCAGAUGUGUGUCAGUGUCAACGCGUAGCCUUUUGCCUAUAUUGUUAUGCAAAAGUGUGCUAGGUUAGCACGUCAGCUCGUCUCUUUGUGUGCCAGAAGAGGAUAUCUGACAGGUUCAAGCACUUUCCUCCGUAAACAAGGUGAAUGCAUGUCUGUGUGUCACCUGAUUACGGAUACUGAGUUUGAAAUCAGAAAUUGUUAUCGUUUGCAGCCAGCAGCCUGCACUAGUCCCGUUUAACGAAACAGUUCGUUCCUUUGCCCCAUAGUCUACUUCAAAUGGGAAAGAACCUUCGUGGUGAUCCAUUCCAGUUACCAUGUUGAGGUGUUUGAGAGUUCUACCGGCACGGGUCACCAGAAACUUCUCUCGCUGCUGCUCCAACUAUGUCGCCAGGAUGAGGUUCAUAAACAAGUUGAAGGAGGAUGAGGGGGCGUGUCUGACUGCGCUGGAAUCUGGCAAUAUCUUCCUCUAUCACACACUGGCACCGCUGCUGAGGAAAACACAGCAGGGUGUGUUCCAACUGCCGCUGCUGCCAUUCAAAGAUUUAGAAGGUAUACUGAACAGGCUUGGCAAAGAUGGAUCCAUGGUGAAGGAUUCUGUUCUGAUCACGUGCACUGAACAGAACCGAGCCCUCUUCUGCCUGGACGUUGGAGAGCUGGACCAGCAAGCAGUGGAGAAGGAAUGUGGGGGAAACUUUGUGGAUCUGAGAAAGGCUUUCUUCACUCUGAGAGGAGAAGAAGCACCCUUAGUGGCCAGAGGCCAGGCUCUUCUGCGGUGGCACCAGGGUAAUGGGUUCUGCAGCGCCAGCGGUAAGCCCACCACCAGGAACCAGGCAGGCAGCCAGAGAGUUUGCCACAGCAAUGGACUCAUCUACUACCCGAAGAUGUCUCCGGUGAUAAUCACCCUGGUGUCUGAUGGGAAACGGUGUUUAUUAGCAAGACAGGCCUCGUUCCCGCGCGGCAUGUUCAGCGCUCUGGCUGGCUUUUGUGACAUGGGAGAGACGCUGGAGGAGACCCUACGCAGGGAGGUGGCUGAGGAGGUGGGCCUCGAGGUGGUCUCCGUCCGCUACAGUGGCUCCCAGCACUGGCCCUUCCCGCAGAGCUCCUUCAUGGUGGCCUGCCACGCAACCGUCUCCCCCGGCAACACUCAGGUGGAUGUGGACCAUGAGGAGCUGGAGGAGGCCAGGUGGUUCACUCUGGAGGAGAUCAGGGCGGCUCUGAAGCUCCGGACCCCCCCGAGGAACCCCCGAGACCAGCCUCCCACCAUCUGGGUGCCCCCCUCCUACGCCAUCGCCCACAAGCUCAUCAGAGAGUGGGUGGACGACCAGGAGCUCCACUACGACGGAGAGUGAUGCUGCACAUACGUUUGGAGGACGGAGAGCGGUUGAAAACAUUGAUUCAAUGAGUGGAUCUUAAUAAUGAUGACUUCUGGGAUUGGGAUUCUAUUCAAAGCAACCUACAAGUUAGGCUGCCAACAAUCAUAUAACAAAAAUAUGUUGGUUUUUUUCUUUUAAUGAUUGGUAGGCAUGUGUACGUGGGAAGGUAUAAAUAAAAUGACAAUGAAAGCUUUUAAUGCAGAGAAACAGUUCCAUACCAGAACAAGACCAUGUCUAAAUACAAAGAAUUGUUUGUGCUUUUUUGGAACUUGGUAGCUUAAGGGAGUUUUCUUUUGUUAUGGGGACACAGGUUAUUUGGAAAAGCCAAGUUAUUAUGCCACCGUAAUCCACCUCUGUAUCCCACCAAAGUGCACUUGACUCUUCAACAAUGAAGGAGACCUCUUGACUUUCUAGCUCGGAUUUAGCCACUACUGAAGAACAGUAUCAGCUAUCUACUGCUUUUUUUUAUGUGUUGUAGUUUUUAUUAUGCCUUAUUGACUUUAUAUAAAUGAACCUUUGUUAUUUAAUAAUUCUGAUUUAUUAUAUAAAAUGCUGCUGUUUCCCUAUUUGUUCUACAUUGUAUUUGUUAUGAAGAGGCUAUGCAUAGGCUUAUUCAUACAAUGUAACUACCUCCCAAACUUUUCACUGAACGACUGACCGAUGUAUAAUGCAUCUACCAAUGUUAUUAACAAAACAACUAAUAAAUAAACACUUAAAAACACACA